Molecule: messenger RNA, 10455 nt
Organism: Micropterus salmoides (largemouth bass)
Lineage: Eukaryota; Metazoa; Chordata; Actinopteri; Centrarchiformes; Centrarchidae
Gene: rapgefl1
Product: Rap guanine nucleotide exchange factor (GEF)-like 1
Exons: 16
Coding region: 787-2832 (681 amino acids)
Biological process (GO): positive regulation of GTPase activity; Ras protein signal transduction
Cellular component (GO): plasma membrane
Molecular function (GO): guanyl-nucleotide exchange factor activity
Source: RefSeq, a predicted model, not a curated record
CACUAAUUUAGCAGAAAGGGAGGAGAGAGAGAGGUGGAGAGAGCCUGGCAGUGUGUUGGUGAGCCGAUGGGGGACCGUGAGGCAGGAGGACUCUGCAGUAUCUGACCUGAAAAAAGGAAAACACCGCCGCUGCUGCUGCUGCUGCUGCUGAGAAAACCUACAACACCCAAACGCACCGGGCCGUGCGGGUUUUUCCUGCUUCAGGUGUGCGAUGAGGUGAAAGAAAAAACAAACCCUCCUAACGUCGAUCAUUCAUCCGCCGUUUAUCCCCGAGAUCUCACGGAGGAAUCCGCCGCUGUCCCGGUACGCUUCACUGAGGAGACACCGGAGAGCUGCAGAGGCACCGGGGGGGACGGCAAGAGCUCCGUUUGGGGUUCGUAUCUCCGGGUUUUCCGCCUUCAGACCGAGCGCUCGGUCCCGGAGCGGAGGAGCGGCCGGGGGCCACACGGAGCAGGUUCCUGGGAGUGUUCUUGUGUUAAAGGGGUUAAUAUCGCGGUGCGGUGAUAUCCGAGAGAGACGGGACACUAGCGCCCACCUCCGCCACCCACGCAUCCACCUGCGCCUCCACAAAUGGGUUAAACAUCGGGUUGUUCUUGCAGAGCAGCCUUCAGAGCCUCGGAGGGUCCGUCACACCUGUUCACACCUGCGCACCCCGAGCUGAGGGGGCUCCGUGAUGUAGGAGCCACCGCCCCCCCCUCCCCCCUCACCUCUGCAUCCCCAUCCUUUAAAUCCACGCACCAGCGUAUCUGCACCCCCCCAACCACCACCUCCACCCAGCGUCCCACCAUGCCGGCGGGGAUGAAACCGCUGGAGAAGUUCCUGAAGAAGCAGACCACGGCGCUGACCCGGGCCGGGGGCUUUGUUGGCGGGGUGGCGGACAAGGCCAGCGGGGGCACCGGUGCGUCCCGCCGGAGGGCCAGCCUGUCCCGGGUCGUACCCUUCUUCAGGGAGACGUCACCGGAGAGCGGCCAGGCCAGGGAGGUGUUCAGCCCCGACAGCGAGGACCCCCCCUCCUGGCCCUCAGCCGCAGGGACCGGUCUGGUGACGGUGCCCAGCAGCGCUAACGGCUCCGGUUCUGGAGGAGGAGACGUGCGCAGUCCGUCUCUGUCCAGCGACGAGCAGAGCUCCGAGGCGAGCCUGAUCACAGAGACCAGCAGCGGGGGAGGAGGAGGAGGAGGAGGAGGAGGAGGAGGGACGCCUCUUCCUCCCGACACACCGGACAACCUGACCCUCGCUGUGCUGGACUGCGUGGCGGGAAAACGUCACACACACUGCACAGAAACCCUGCUGGAUGACUUCAUGUUGACACAUCCCAUCUUCCUGACGGUGGACAGGUUACAGCAAGUCCUGCUGCAGCAAUUCACUCUGGAGACAGAGGAGAAGGAGGGAGAGGGGGGAGGGGGGGAGGCAGAGGGUGAGAGGAGAGCGAGGGGAGGAGGAGGAGGAGAGAAGGAGGGAGAGGGGCUGAUGGACGGAGCGGAGAGGAAGCAGGCGGUGCUGAACGUAGCGUUUCGAUACCUGGACACCUACAGAGAGCUGCUGCAGGAGGAGGGCGAGCGCAGCAACAGCUUCCCCAAGGAGCUGUACAUGUGUGCGGUCCAGGAGUUGAGUCGGUAUCCUGAGCUGGUGGAGGACGUCCUCAAACUGCAGAGAUGGACCGAGAUCUUACACUGCCCCUCGAAUGAGGAGAAGGAAAGCAGGAAGAAGCAGGUUCGUCCUCUGUUCAGACACUUCAGACGCAUCGACGCCUGUCUGCAGCCCAGGGAGGCGUUCAGGGGCUCCGACGAGAUCUUCUGCAGGGUCUACACUCCAGAUCAUUCCUACGUCACCAUCCGGAGUCGUCUGUCCUGUCGGGUCGGAGAGAUUCUGGCUCUGGUCAGAGAGAAACUCCAGUACAGUGAAGACCAACCAGUCCUGCCCGGAAACCUCAUUCUGGUGGCCGUCACAUCAGCCGGAGAGAAAGCCGUGUUUCGUCCCAGUGACGAGGCCGUGUUCACCACGCUGGGAGUCAACACUCACCUGUUUGCCUGUGAAGCCUCUGAGCUCGACUCACUGCUUCCUCUUCCUGAGGAGAUCCACUGGACGCCGGGUGACAGCAAACUCCACGACAUGUCAGCGGAGGAGGUGGCCAAUCAGCUGGUGGUGUUUGACUGGGAGCUCUUCAGCUGCGUGCACGAGGUGGAGUUUGUGUGUUACGUGUUUCACGGAGAGCAGUCCCGCUGGCGCCCCCUAAACCUGGAGCUGGUACUGCAGCGCUGCAGCGAGGUGCAGCACUGGGUGGCCACGGAGAUCCUGCAGUGUCAGUCGCUGCCAAAGAGGAUCCAGCUGCUCCGCAAGUUCAUCAAGAUCGCAGCGCUCUGUAAGCAGCAGCAGGACCUGCUGUCGUUCCUCGCUGUGGUUCUGGGUCUGGACAACCCCGCUGUCAACAGACUGCGACUCACCUGGGAGGGUCUCCCGGGGAAGUUCAGGAAGCAGUUUCAGCAGUUUGAGAGCAUCGCGGACCCCUCCAGGAACCAUAAGUCCUACAGAGACCUGAUCACCAGCCUGAGACCUCCACUGAUCCCCUUCACACCUCUGCUGCUCAAAGACUUGACGUUUCUUCACGAGAGCUGUAAGACGUUUCACGGUGAGCUCGUCAACUUCGAGAAGAUGCAUAAAGUGGCAGAGAUGGUGAGAAUCAUCAGACGCUACAGGAGCAGCCAGCUAGCCAUGGAUACAGAGACGUCCCCCUCCCACCUGCAGACGAAGGCCUACGUCCGUCAGUUACAGGUGAUCGACAACCAGAACCUGCUGUUCGACAUGUCCUGCAAACUGGAGCCCAAAGACACAUAGAGGAGACAGCUGAGGUUGGUGAGGACGAGAAAGAGACUGAAAAUGAAGAGGAGGAGGAGGAAGACGACGAUCAGACGCCUCUGUUCAAGCAAUUCGUGUCCAGAAACAACAAAGACAAGGAGGGAAAAGCGAUGGAAGGAGUGAAAACCUACAACCUCUUCGUCCUCGUCGACCUGAGACAAACAAAAACAAAUACAACAGACGUUCUUGAUAAGCAGAGGAGGAGGCGGAGCUUCUUCACCUCCUUCAUCCACGAGCUUGACUGUCCAUAGACUUUUACUGCACCUCCACCUGCCGCUCCUCCUCCCUCGUCCCUCCAUCAGCAGCCGUCCAGGCCGCCACGCUGCCACAACCCUCACGUCCACUAACACACAGAGACGCGCGGUGGGAAACGUUUUUCAGUGAAGCAGAGUUUGCUUCAGCGACAGAUCGUCGUCGUUCUUGCGGGAUCCAUUGUUGAGACGUUCGGAAAGGUCUUCUGUGAGUACUCUGCGAAGACAGACUGAAGACAAUCGGCCGUAACUCAGCAGCCUUCAAACUGGAUCCUAACAUACAGCCGUGUGAGCAAACGGUGCCUUUAGAUGAUAAAACAGUUUCAGUGAAGCAUUAGUGCUUUUCUUUUUAAAUCCUUUUUUAUUCAAGACAAGAGAAUCAAUAAAGUCUCGUACUUAAUUGAUUCAACAGUCCAACAAACAGUUUGAAAUAGGGAUGUCACGAUACUAGACAUUUAGCAGUCGAUACCAAUACCCGUGAAAAACCACGGUAAAAAACUAAACAAUAACUUCCAUCAUGAACGUACGCUCCUUUAAUAAAACAUUUGAACGUUACAAAAAACAACUAACAGCUGUGAAAGUUGUGGGAGGACGUUCAGGACGUACGAGAGGUGGUUUGAUGUCAAUAUAUUCAUGAAUGAAACUCAUAAUCAAACUCACAGGUGUGAAAUGUUUAAGUGUGGUUUGAGAUUUCUAUGUUGAAAUGCAUCGAGUUGCCCCUUUCAGACGGCCCCUAACUCCUCCCACAGUAACAGGAGCGUUCUUCGCGCUGCAAGCUGCAUCGUCAUCUUUGGUGAUUUUGAGUCGAUCCAAACUGUGAAACGUCCGCCUGAAUUAGAUCUCGAACACAACGGGGAGGAGUCCAGGCUUUCAGACGGAGCUGUUGAAGGUAACAGCAGCGGAAACCGACCGAAUGUUUAAUAUGAAACUAACUUCAUCACAGUUCCCAUAAAAGAUCCACAUGUUGAAUCUCCUACAGAAAAACAAAAAGUUUGGUAUUGACUUGGUACCGGAGGAUCAGACCUCGUGACAUCCCUCAUCUGAAGAGAUAAAGAACUACUUCAAAUAGUAGAUGACAUUCAAAAGUUUAUAAACUUGGUCACAUGACAUGACUUCAGUAUUGUGUUGAUAUAAAGUAAACCUUCUCGAACACCCGUUACUUGAGCAUGAAAACGCCCCCUUUACAUAUUCAAAACAGCCAUUUAUAUUAAAGUAUAUAUUAAAGAGUUAAACGUGACGCUGAAAACUGCAUGCGAACAUCAUGUCCAAACCGCUGACAGCGGGCAGCCGUGUGUUUGCUCAUUGGCUGCAUGUUAGGAAGUGACGAUGGCCGAUAGAGAGACGAGUCGCUGCUCUGAAGAAAUGAAUCCUCGUAAUGUUGUUGGACUCGGUUACUUCCUUUUUCCUGACUUUCUGCACUUUCCUUCCACCUGUGGCGGCUGACCAAUCAGACUAGAGACAAUCUGACCACGUGACUGACACCUGCUGACCUUUGAACCCUCCAAUGAAAGGCCUCCACCCUGUCGUCCAACCGCCAUUUCAUGAGAAACAAGAAUUUUACCGUAUUGGCCCGAAUAUAAUAGCGCAUCAGAUAUUGUUUUUUCGCCACAGAGUGUUGCAUCAUGGGUCGGUUUGUGUGAGGAAGGUUAUGGUCUCCUCAUCGCUCACAGAUAAGUGGUGUCUCAGACCUCCUCCCCCGUUGAGCGAUGGUCUCUCUACUUUUUGUAAAUGUUUUCCUUUCCCCGUCUUUCACACCUGUUACAUAUUUUGUAUCUUCAAAACGACAUUUUCAGAAAAAGACGAGUUUGUUUAAUCGUCAGGGUCGUCGUUAUAUUUGGGUCAAUACGGUACUUCUGCGAGGAUGCACGUAAACAUCUCUACGGACCUACACAGUGUGAAGGCCGUUAUGAUGAGGGUGCAGACACCCAAAUAUCAUCAAACGCCGCACGUCAAACAGCUGACUGGUUGAUCCAACUUCCUGUUUGGUGGCAGGUUUGAAACACUGGAAUUGAACUGGAUUGGCUGAAGUUACACCCUGAAAUAUGACGAUGCGUUCACUGACGGUCGUUUGGGUCGGUCACGGUGCGCUCGUGGACUCAUCACAUGAUGGGAAUUAGUUAGUGGAGGACGGUCUGGAUGUUUCCUCGCUGGAUCAGAGUGUGUAGAUGCUGGUUUUCUACCGAACGUGAUCUCAGUUUCAGCCUGAAGACGCUCUUCGGUCUUUUCUGCUUUUUGUUUCAGGACUUUGACGAAGAACAUUAUCAUUAACUGUCUCUCACAGUGUUUUAUGAUCCAACAGGAGAGUUGGAAAAUUCACACACGAUAGUUUUCACACUUGCUUUAAAGGACCAUACUGGUGUUUUUUUAAUGUUUGAACCAGUCACACACAGUGUUUUACAUCUAGUUCUUUCCAGGCAGCCGUUGGCUUCAGACGUGCUUUCAUUUCAGUCGUCAGUCGUAAUAUCAGUAGAUAUUAAUCAAGAGGCUUUAAUAAAAGUUUGACUUAAAACUCCUACCUUAAUGACAAAAGUGUUAUAAUGAACUUAAAAUCUAAAACACACAAGUCUGUUUUGGAAAGUGUUGUGUGGAGAGAGUUGGAGUAAAUUGGCUAAAACAUGCAAAAAAACACAGGUAUGGUCCUUUAAUUAAUCACAAGCUGACUGAACUGAUAAUCACAUGGCAGCCAAUCAGCUGUGUUUAUGACAACAUACCAGAGACAUGAAUACAAACAUCGAAAAGAGUCGACAGGAUUUUUAUUUUUUUUUUCUCUCAGCGUUUGGGAUCUAAUUACUGAACGACCAAUCGGCUGUAAGGAAUGACCCAAUCAGCCCCACAGAGCUGCCCUGCCAUUGGUCAGUUCAGUGGAUUGGCGGGUCGAGGUCCAAGGCAAUAAUACAGCGACAGGAAGUGAAGCUGGUUGGUCAACUUAUCGCAGCAACAAAGCACUUUUGCCAAACCUCAGGGCUCAGAGACACAGAGAGGUUUUGUUUACUCUUUAUUCUAGAUUUUCAGUAGAGUUUGGUUCAGUUGAGUCCAGUUGUGUUGCGAUCGAUUGGUUCUGUGUUGUACAGCUGAUCACACUUCAAUCAUAUUUACUGUACUAAUAGAAAUCUACAGAGUUGUUGUUUUUCUGCUGUGAUCACCACCAGGUCUGAGUCCAGCUGUCCACAUGGAAACAUUGUCUUACUUUGGUUUUUGGAGCCAGAGUCGUGCACUGAAGAGUUUUUAGAAAGAAAUCAUAGUGAAAGCCUUCCAGCAGCUCGCAAACCCAGAGCUUUUGAGACCAAAGCCACCAUCUUAUAAAAAAAGAAAGAAGAAAAAGUUAUAAUAUUGUGACAAAAAGGUAAUUUUACAACACUGACUUAAUGAGUGUGUGAGCCCCUCUCCAUUAUAGGCUUUACCUUGUGUUAAACAUUCAAAGUAAUUAUACAAACACUUCUCAUUCCCAAAUUAGCUAUGCUUUGUCGUGUCCUUCGGCGUCUGGCGCCAACGCACAUGGCAGCUUUUAGUGCCGCUGCUGAACGCUAAAAGUAGGCAUAUUAUACAUAACAGAAAGGUCACAGUGAAGUGGAGGUUCGGAUGGGCUAGUGGUUUAGAAACCGGAGACCAGUGUUCGUUUCGUGUGUGAAACAAAAAGUCAACAUUGAUUUAAGUCACAUAAGUUACGUAGUUAUUUUAACCCAAACCUUUUCCUAAACCUAACCAAACUGCGACGUUUCACAACGUUAACCACUAGUUUUAUUUUGAAAGUCUAACCGGAUAUUGCAUAUUUAAUUAAGCUAACUUAACCACGAAGCCCUGCAUGUGUAAAGACGACGUUAAAGGGUACAAAGGGCGUUAAAAAGCGACACCAAGGGGUCUUAACCAAGCGUCCAUAAGUGACGAGUUGGGAUGAGAACAGGUCGAAUUUUCAGUCGAUUUCUUGCUUUGCGAUGAAACUCUUCAGUCAGGACCGCUCACGUGUUUGUAAAAAUGACCUGAAAAGGUGUAAAUGGUUUUAAAAAAUGUUGUCUGUGCUCAGCUCUGGUGGACGGUAAGACUUUGUCAUACUCCAUCUGUACCAUAACAUCCUGUUUGUAAAAGCUCAGUGAGGCUGAUCCUGUCCACCUCCCAUCCACGUCAGAACAAGACCAGGUAAUAUCUCUAUGAAGAGAUAAUGUCUGUUUUAUUUUCUUAUUUAAUUUUACAACCUGGCUCUUAUUUUGGCAGCUUUGUGACGCUGUGGUGAAACAAGGCUAAAAAAACAGGACGUUUCAUUUAAGGAGUAACUUAAACACUAAAUCACUGCACGAGGUGAGAACAUCGACCAUGAUUUCCACCUCGGGUAACCGAUGGCUGCUGUAACGCAACAGUCCUACAUUUUCCUUUUAACUUUGCACUGCUUAACCAUUUUGUAAUAGUUGCUGUUAUGUUUUUACAAUAGAGGAUCUCUAAUGGGAGUUAAACUCAGGACAGGAUCGUAACAGAAGUCUCAAAUUUUCAUAAGCUAUUUUACAGCACUUCAGAUGUUGAACACGAUGUGACGUGAUGCUGCUGGAUUUUGAAAACCUCCAGAACCUCUCCAGUUUGACAAGACCUUAUAUAUGUUUUUUCUCAGCUCUCAUUCAGUAUGACGGUGUGCAUAGUUCCAGGUUGGAUUUGGGCCACUUUCGUUUGUAGUCCAAAUCAUAUAUCAAGAUUAAAAAGAACGCAUGCGACCUAAGUAUGCUAGUUUGAAUUUGAACUCCCUUAAACAUGAGAUCAAGUUUGAACUCCAGUGAGCAGGAGUUUGAGUUAAAAUUUCUGGGAACAAGAGUCGAAACUCAAGUCGGAACCCCUCUAGAUAAUAGUUUGAGCUUGAACCCAAGUUCAAACGCCCACGAGUUCAAACUCACAAACACACGAGUUUGAGAAAAGCAUAUCGUGCGUACUCGAGAGUUUUGACAACUCUUGAUUGUUUAGCAGUCGUUGCGUCCGAUGGUUAGGGUGGGGUUAGGGUUAGCCAAUCAGAGACAGAGUAGGGGGCAGGACUCGACGCAAAGCUGAUGUCCGUCAAAUGAGAAUUGUAGAAACUGGUUCUUCGACAUGUUUUCAGUUGAGCAUGACGUAUUUGAAGAACGGUCGGUCUGAGAUCACAAUGAGUUUUCAGGACUAUUUGCUGUUAAAGGUCUUGUCGAGGUGGAAACGUUUGCGGCGGUUUGGUCGGGUUCAAAGUUUGUGAAACCCAGCGAAGAUGACAUCAACACUAGUCUGCCGGUGGCUCUCUCAGGACCACUUCCUGGGUGUCUGGCGUUUUGUUAUGGAUCCCACCGUAGUUCUGGGCAGAAACAGAAGUCCUGAAUCCCAACUGUCUCCAAUUUUCACCUAAACAAAACAAUUCUCAACGUUGAACUAACCUGAUCAAACCUUCAGUUCAACCAGUGUUUCGGACCAAUCGCAGCUUCUGCCUGUAAUUCUGCUGAUAUCCAUAAUUUCUGGAGGUGGGCAGCCUCUUGGGUCGAGGCCAGCCGCUGGAUGAAAACACUGAAAAAAUGUGUAUAUAGUGCAACCCUGUUAAUAGGCAAAUACUAACGGAGACUCUAUUUUAUGUAUGAGCUGAGGGAGAGACACUAACUCAAGGAGAAUAUUUGAUUUGAUGUUUUUAUUUGUAAAAGUGUGCGAGAAAGUGUACAGUAAUGACAGAAAGAGAAAGAUGAUGAAUUUAUGACUUUAUGAAUUGUACAGUUAAAUCUCUUCAGUUUGAUUGUUCUGUUUUCUAUCUAAAGCUUGGGGUUGUUUCUGUUUGUUUUUUUGUACAGAAGUGGUUGUUUACAUCAAUACAAGUCCUUAUUUCUGUGAUCGUCAGACAGACGAUGUGUUUGGAGCAAAGGCCUGGGAGGAGGCGGGGCCUGGAGGUUUGGCGUCAUAUUACAGAAUAAUCAGGAAAAUAACCAGUCUAGCCUGCUUUAAUGUAUGACGUGUGAGUAAUAGUUAAGUGAUUUUUCUUUAUUUUACCAGAAGCAGGUCGUGAUAUGUGAUUAAAUUUAAUUUAUCAUAAUGUAAUAAUAAUGACAUUUUUGAGAAUUGUUUUGAAAAAUAUUUCAAGAUAUGGACGCAAUUUCUGUCUAAAAGUGGUAUACAUUAUAAUUUUACUUCAAAAAAGGACUUUAGUUUAGAAGUUUGAAUUUUAUGAGAAAUUAUUAUAAUUUUUAAGAAUUAAGUUGUAAUUUUGCAAGAAAAAGUUGUCUUAAAAAAUUAUUACUAGAUAAACAAAAAAAGUAGUAACAUUUCAAGAAUAAAGUCAGAAUUUUAUGAGAAGUCAUAAUGUCUUAAUAAAGUCAGAAUUUUGAUGGUAACAAUUUGAUUAGAUAAGUGGUAGAUAGUAUAAUUUUACUAAAAAACAUUAAGAAAGAAUAAAGUCAAUAUUUAGAGAAGAGGGCCGUAAUUGAUUGAUUGAAUUGUCUCUUUACAAGAAUCAUAAUGUCAGAAUUGAGUCAGAAGUUUGAGAAAAGAUUUGUUUUUAAAAAAACUCUUUUUUCUCAUACUAUGACUUAAUUCUGUCAUUUUCUUCUGUUAACUUCUGUUAUGGAUUGGCAUUAAAUAAAUACAAUUUAAUUGAAUUCUUAAAAUAUUUGUACAAAUUUAGAACUCUAUUGUUGAAAUAUUUGGACUUUCCUCAUAAAAUUACAACUUUCGUCAUAGUCCAACUUAUUCUAGUUUUUAAUGUCCGACUUUUUCUAGUAAAAUUAAUAUUGCUUCAUAAAACACACAGUUAACUUUUUUUUACUAAAAUCCAAACCAUAUGUUGAAAUUUUCUCACAAAAUUUAACUAUCCCAUCAUAUAAUUUUGUUCCCCCCACAACUUUAUUUUCUUAAUUUCUCGUGUUUUUUCCCCCAGAAUAUUAUUACUUUAUUCUCAACAUAACGCCCCCUAACAGCAGCCCUGACACACUGUACUGAUGCACUUUAUCGUGCCGUUAUGUUUAUUAUCUGCAAAAACAAUCUUUUUGUCCAAGUCUGGUAGCGUGUAUAAAAUAUUUUGUUUAAAAUGAUUUAAGUUCAGCUACUAUUGGCCAAAAAAAUUAUUUGAAUGGGGGGGGAAAAAAUGAAAUCCUAAUUUAUCUAAGGAAAUGUUAUAAGCCGAGACAAGACAGUGUACACGUUUAAGGAUUUAAGAUGUUAAUUUUGGUGAGAAACAGAUGAAUUGGAAAGCUAUUAAUUACGCUGAAUCUAACUGCAUUGCAGCCUUUAGGUGAAGUUCAGAAAUUGAUUUGUAGCUCAGCUAAAAUGAUUGAAAGAAACCGAUUUGAAACUGGUCUCGUCUCCUCCAGACGUGUUGCUCCCUCUGCUGUCACACUACAAACACUGAAAUAAAACCUCUGGACAACAACAA